AUGAGUGUGCAACUCUCUUCAAAUCCUCCUGUCGGUGUCAGUCCACCAGCACCGCAAAAUGCUGCCGGAAACCCACCAGCCGGCGGCCGUCCUCCACCGCCAGUUCGUCCGAACAACAGGCGUGGUGGACGGGAUAAAGUGGUUUUUGCUCUAUUCUUGGUGAUUCUAUUGGGCGUUGCCGCUAUGAUAUGCUUGAUUCUCCUUGUUCCUUUGCUGGCUCGCGAACGCAAACCAGAGAUCUUAAUCAAUUCCCUCUCUGUUUCUUCAUUCAAUCUGAAUGGUUCCAGCUCUCAGCUCUCAGCCAAUUGGACCAUGGAACUGCUUGUUGUUAACGUUGAUUCCCGCUAUCAUAUUCAGUAUGAGAGCUUUGAUGUUUUCGUGUUCUACGGCAGGGGAUUCGACGACGAAUUCUUCCUGGCCAAGGCAAAAGACAUCCCAUCUUUUGAUCAAAAUCCCAGAACCGGAACAAAAUUAGUCGCUGAAGCACGUGGGCAAAAACAGAACCUCAAUUCCAGAGUUGCAGGUUUGAUGGUUCCCGAGCAGCACAAGAAUGGGUCCAUAACUAUUGGUCUCCAGUUGCAAGUCCAUGUCAUUAGUAGCCAAUUCCAUGGUUAUAUGAUCUUCACUUGCAGUGAUUUGAAGGUCGUUCUGUUUCCUCCUCCCUCCUCUGUUCAGACAGGAACCAUGAUUGGAGGGCCCAAGAAGUUCAAUUUGAGAAGCUUUUCUUCAUCAUUAUAA
Oldenlandia corymbosa var. corymbosa is the source of this 738-nucleotide messenger RNA. The record is from the annotation of a GenBank genome assembly. Lineage: Eukaryota; Viridiplantae; Streptophyta; Magnoliopsida; Gentianales; Rubiaceae.